Molecule: messenger RNA, 9530 nt
Organism: Topomyia yanbarensis
Lineage: Eukaryota; Metazoa; Arthropoda; Insecta; Diptera; Culicidae
Product: ankyrin-3-like
Exons: 13
Coding region: 729-4619 (1296 amino acids)
Molecular function (GO): protein binding
Source: RefSeq, a predicted model, not a curated record
UCGCCAAGUCAGACGCGUUGACUGGUGUCGCGUAACCGUCGUAGGUGUGAUCCCUGUAGUCUGUCCAAAUCUCUGUAUCCCAAGGGCUCAGCCCAGUUUAGCAUCUAUCGGUUCCGCUUCUGAUCCGGGCAAACGGACCGGGGGCGGUGCUACCAGUGCUUCACUGGUGAUCUAACCAACGGAAAAUAUUGUGCCGUCGGGCAACAGUUGCGAUAGGGUACCUGCAUAUAAUUCUAUAGAAACGAAAUGUUUACGCGAGAAUUGCCACAAUAUUGAGGGCGAGUAGUGAGAAAAAAGUGCUGGGUGUUAGUUUGACCUGAAGCUUUAUUCCUGUAAUUAUUGCACCUGGGAGCGAGGAAGCAAAGGCUGGAUUAUUCUUAGAUAUAAUAUAUAUUUACAUAGCUUCUGUGCGUUCGUUGCAAUAAAUGGUGAUACAUAGUGCUGUUACUUAGAAUUUCAACAUUGUGCUGGAAGUAUUGUAGUGUACAGUGCAAUAAUUUAUCUGGUGCUCCUCGCUUGGAAAGCAGUCAAAUGUCGCUUUUAGCAAGCUAUUAGAUAAAAUAUUUGGACUAACCUAUCGUGCUAACUUAUACACUAGUUAUUCUUACUACAUAAUUAAACCAGUAUAAAGUUAUCGUUACUACAAGCAUCUGUUUACAAAACAAAUUAAAAUAAAUUAAAGUCAGUGAAGUAUAGUAAAAUAGAUUGUUGAACAACACAGCAUCACGAUGGCCCAGUUCGUAACUCACAUCCAACCCACCAUGAUGGAAGCGUCACAAGGCCAUUUUCCGCACCAGCAUGGCCAUGGUAAACAGCACGCAUCACACUUGCCUCACAGUGGUCACAAUAUGCCAUCACCUCCGACUAACCAGCAUGCCCAUGGCCACGGUCAUCAUUCGACGCAGGCUCAAAGUGGACACAAUGGAAAAUCUUCCAAAGCCCAUCACUCCCAUCAGCCGAUGUCACCUAAAUCGGCCGAACAACAUCAUCACCAGCACAGUGGUAGUCAGGAGCAACGGCAACAGUACCAUCAGCAGUAUCAACACCAGAUGGCACAGCAUCAGCAGCAAGUGCAUCACCAUCAUCACCAGGAAAAGCCUCUGAAGCCCACACCAGGUGCGACGGGUGGAACGCACUAUGGACAGCACCACCAUCAUCAUCAUCACCAUCAUCAUACUGGUUCGUCUGACGGAAACACCUCGUUUCUACGCGCAGCUAGAGCAGGCAAUCUAGAAAAAGUUUUAGAGCAUCUUAAAAAUAAUAUUGACAUCAAUACUAGCAACGCGAAUGGCUUGAACGCGCUACACCUCGCAUCGAAGGAUGGCCACGUGUCCGUGGUUUCGGAGCUGUUGGCUCGGGGUGCGAUCGUGGAUGCGGCUACCAAAAAAGGUAAUACCGCACUGCACAUCGCUUCGCUAGCCGGUCAGGAGGAAGUAGUUAAACUGUUGAUCCAGAGCAAUGCUUCCGUUAACGUACAAUCGCAGAAUGGCUUCACGCCGCUGUACAUGGCAGCGCAGGAAAAUCAUGAUUCGGUAGUAAGACUGCUACUCUCCAACGGAGCCAACCAGAGUCUGGCUACCGAGGACGGAUUUACGCCUCUGGCCGUUGCGAUGCAGCAGGGUCAUGAUAAGGUGGUUGCGGUUUUACUAGAAAGUGACACCCGUGGGAAGGUUCGUUUGCCGGCUCUGCAUAUUGCUGCUAAAAAGGAUGAUGUUAAAGCAGCUACGCUCCUGCUAGAGAAUGACCAUAACCCGGACGUUACAUCCAAGUCCGGCUUUACGCCGCUACAUAUUGCCUCUCAUUACGGGAACGAAGCUAUGGCUAAUCUGUUGAUCCAGAAGGGUGCAGAUGUCAACUAUGCUGCCAAGCACAAUAUAAGUCCGCUGCAUGUAGCUGCCAAGUGGGGCAAGACCAAUAUGGUUGCCCUACUACUUGAGAAGGGGGCUAACAUUGAAAGCAAGACCCGUGAUGGUCUAACUCCACUGCACUGUGCCGCACGCUCCGGUCACGAACAAGUCGUUGAUAUGUUGCUAGAGCGGGGAGCUCCAAUCAGCGCUAAAACGAAGAACGGGCUCGCUCCGCUACAUAUGGCUGCCCAAGGUGAACACGUAGACGCGGCUCGCAUUCUACUGUAUCACCGUGCACCGGUCGACGAAGUGACUGUCGAUUACUUGACGGCACUGCAUGUGGCAGCCCACUGCGGACAUGUCCGUGUUGCGAAGCUUCUGCUGGACCGCAACGCCGACGCCAACGCACGGGCAUUGAACGGCUUCACUCCGCUGCAUAUUGCGUGCAAGAAGAACCGCAUCAAGGUCGUCGAGCUACUGCUGAAGCACGGAGCCAGCAUCAGCGCAACUACGGAAAGUGGUUUGACGCCGCUGCAUGUAGCGUCCUUCAUGGGCUGUAUGAACAUUGUCAUCUAUUUGCUGCAGCACGAUGCUAGUCCGGAUGUACCGACGGUUCGUGGCGAAACGCCGUUACAUCUGGCCGCCAGGGCUAAUCAGACCGACAUCAUUCGCAUCCUACUACGCAACGGUGCCCAAGUGGAUGCCAGGGCCCGAGAGCAGCAAACACCGCUGCACAUUGCAUCCCGACUCGGCAACGUGGACAUCGUGAUGCUACUGCUGCAGCACGGUGCCCAGGUGGACGCCGUCACCAAGGACAUGUACACCGCGUUGCACAUCGCCGCCAAGGAAGGCCAGGACGAGGUUGCCGGUGUCCUGUUGGAAAACGGUGCUCAAAUCGACGCCGCUACCAAGAAAGGCUUUACACCAUUGCACCUUACUGCCAAGUACGGGCACAUCAAGGUAGCCGAACUGCUACUGACCAAGAAUGCGCCGGUCGAUGCUCAGGGCAAGAACGGUGUAACACCAUUGCAUGUUGCUAGUCAUUACGAUCAUCAGAACGUUGCUCUGCUGCUACUGGAGAAAGGCGCCAGUCCUCAUGCAACUGCCAAGAACGGCCACACGCCACUGCAUAUUGCCGCUCGUAAAAAUCAAAUGAAUAUCGCUACCACAUUGUUAAAAUACGGUGCACAAGCCAACGCUGAAAGCAAGGCUGGUUUUACUCCAUUACAUCUAGCCUCGCAAGAAGGACAUCACGAAAUGUCCGCGCUGCUGCUCGAGAACAAAGCAAAUCCCGAUCAUCAGGCACGCAACGGGUUAACUCCCAUGCAUCUUUGUGCUCAGGAGGACCGCGUCAACGUAGCACAAGUUCUAGUCAAGCAUGGUGGUGAUACACAUGCUAUUACGAAGGCCGGAUACACACCAUUGCAUGUUGCGUCUCACUUUGGCCAGGCCAACAUGGUACGCUAUCUGCUGCAGCAGGGAGUAGACGUCAACGCUGCUACCAGUAUCGGGUAUUCACCGCUCCAUCAAGCUGCACAGCAGGGACAUUGUCAUAUUGUUAAUAUCUUGCUUGAGAAUCAGGCUGAUCCUAAUGCAGUAACUAAUAAUGGACAAACAUCACUUAAGAUCGCCCAGAAGUUGGGAUACAUUAGUGUACUCGACUCGCUGAAAUCAGUUACCGAUACAAAGACUACACCGGAUCAAACGCCAUCCGAAGAAAAAUACCGUGUUGUCGCUCCGGAAGCCAUGCACGAAACGUUCAUGUCCGAUUCGGAAGAAGAAGGAGGCGAAGACACCGUACUCUCCGAUCAACCGUACCGAUAUUUGACCGUAGAUGAGAUGAAGUCACUUGGUGAUGAUUCGCUACCGAUUGACGUCACCCGGGACGAACGUCAUGAUUCAAAUAGAAUGGUUCAAAGCAGCGAAUCACACCAAUUUCCGCCAACCGCCAUGGAGGACUCCAUCAGCCCUCAGCACGCUUCAAUGGUACAAUCGGGUAUUUCGGUCACCGAUUUCGCUGAUAACAUCAACAUCGAACGUCAGUCGCAUGUCGGAAAGCUACACUGGAAGAACUUCCUGGUAUCCUUCUUGGUGGACGCUCGUGGUGGAGCGAUGCGUGGAUGCCGCCACAGUGGAGUACGUAUUAUCGUCCCACCUCGUUCAGCUGCUCAACCGACGCGGAUCACUUGUCGCUAUGUGAAACCUCAGCGUACGAUGCAUCCACCCCCGCUGAUGGAGGGUGAGGCGCUGGCUAGUCGCGUACUGGAGUUAGGACCGGUUGGGGCUAAGUUUCUUGGCCCGGUCAUCAUGGAGGUACCGCACUUUGCUUCUCUUCGGGGCAAAGAACGCGAGAUCGUUAUUCUCCGAUCGGAUAAUGGAGAAACUUGGCGCGAACAUAACAUCGACAUGUCCGACGAAAUCGUUCACGAUGUGCUGAAUGAGUGCUUCGAGGCGGAAGAACUAGCCCAGUUGGAUGAGCUCGGCGGUGGCCGUAUCUGCCGCUUCGUUACCUACGACUUUCCGCAGUACUUCGCCGUGAUUUCACGCAUCCGCCAAGAGGUGCACGCCAUCGGACCCGAGGGUGGCAUGGUGUCCAGUACGGUGGUACCGCAGGUGCAGGCAGUAUUCCCGCAAGGUGCUCUCACCAAAAAGAUCAAAGUUGGGCUACAGGUAAAUUUGUUCAAACCCCGUAAAGGUGUUGCGCCCGAGAAACUGCGCAAAAUCAGCGUUAAUCAUGUACCGAAGAAGAAGCGCUUCUCGCUGAUCUGGUAAACUGUAUUAAGUAGUGAGUGAGGCGCAGAAUCAAACAAAUAGAUGCAACAAGGCAAUUCACAGAUCGAUGUUUGCGUUAGGUUUGGCUUUUGAUAGAAGUCGUAAAGGCUUCCAGGAUUAUUAGGUGUUUAUUUUUCGCCGAAUUUAGUUAGGCUGGUGCGCCGGAACGCGUCGAAAAUUGCAUGUUUGUAGAAUGUUUGAACCAGCUCUGAAUUUGCUUUUUUAUGAAAUAUUUAGUAAUCCAUUUUUGCUCAUUUGAAAACAAAAGUAUUUAGAAUAUUUUCUUAUUUUUAUGCUCAUUGAGGCAAUCGAUAUUAUAUAAUUAUCAAACAAUCGAAUCAAAUAAUAACGAGUUUAAAACGAGGCAUUAACCACUGAGAUUUUAGAAGUAAAAAUUGUUCCGUUCCUUCAAAUAACCUAUUAUAUACACAGAACAGAAUACGUUAAUAUCAAGGUAUAUGAACUGGAAUUCUAAACACGACGCGGUAUCUUUUGCUCUAUCAUCUAGACGAAGAAUAGAACCGCAUACAGACGACAGAAACGAUGAAAGGUUUAGUUAGAUUUGUCACCAAAUUUAACGAUAAAUUUACACCGUUCAACUGUCUUAUAAUCAAAUAAACAAUAACGUGCAAUUUAUUAUACGCAAUGCUAGGAGUAAUGGCAUACUAACCACAGCUACUAGUCGCAGGCUUUACACUAAUAGGACGACCAUACACACUAACAUAAGCAGUUUGGCAAGCAUGAAAUUCGUUCUAAAUAUCAAUGAUACUGAAUCUACAUAUAAACUACAGUUCAUUUUUGUUUUUCGUUGUUAAUAGAGAUUGUAAGUGGCAUUGAAACGUGUAACAACCAAUGUGCUAAGGCGCUAUAAAUUUAUUUCAAUGUUACCACAGAACAAACUUUCACCAUCGCAUACAGGUUGGCAUGCGUGAAUCAACCUUGUAUACAAGGUUGCACUCAAUAUCCGUAUAGCGUUUGCUGGCCGAUCGUAGUGCAAGCUAGUGGCUAGUUGGGACGGGCCCUGCGGAUAGAUGUUGUUCUCUUUCUUUUUUUUCUGUUCAUUGUAUCGUUUGUCUCGUAUAGUCUCCCUUUCUGUCUGACAUGUUUUAAAUGGACUGGCUGAAUUUUACAUUGACAGUUCCCCUGACUGCAUUUGACAUUAGGUUUUUUCGUAUCCAUCCGCUCGUCCCGUCCCAGGUGGCAAAACUUUUCAUCGUCUAUAUUGACAUUUUCAUCUACUCAAGAUCAAAAAAAUUUAACCAAUCUUUUGGAUGAUGUUAUUAUAUGCACAAGUAUCACGUCGCACAGUGGAAAAAAGGACCCAAAGCACGACUUUUUUGAAAAAGCUGGAUUACGUGUACCAGAAAAGGUGUGUUUCAAGUCUGAAAAAUUGAUUGCUAGUAUUUACAACGAUCGCACAGUGUAUUAUCAUGCCCGUUUUGCCCCAAUUCCCCUUUUCGUUUGAGUUAAUGUUCCACACUGAAUAUAUAAUUCGGAAGAAAGUUGAAUAUGGUUGACCAAAAUUAGCAUUCGUAAUGUAAAAAGUUCAUAGAAUCGGUUGAAGAUAAAUAGAAUAAUCUCACGAAACGUAUGUACACCUAUUUUACCUCAAUCCUUCGCACAUCUAAAGUUUGAAGUUAAUCCUUACUUUAUAUUUUGGUUAAAGGCUAUAUGCGGCUGAUCAAAAGUAGUAAUUCUUAUGUCUAAAAGUCCAGGUUAUCAUUUGAAUAUAGUUAAACUGACCGUCCAAAACGUGUGUACCCGUUUUACCACAAUUUCUCCCAUAACUCAAGUAUAAAGCUGAACCUGGCUCUACAUUUCAGAAAGAGUUUAAAUGCGGCUGAUCAAAAAUAGUAUUUCUUAUGAAAAAACUCUGGGGAAUCGAUUGGAGAUAGUUAGAAUGACCGAACGAAACGUGUGUACCUGUUUUACCCCAACUCUUCCCCUAUCUCAAGUGUAAAGUUAAAAUUGGUUGUGCGUCUCAGAAAGAGGUUAAAUGUGGCUGAUUAUUAUGUUGAAAAAUCCGGAGGAACGAUUGAAGAUAUUGACCGCAUGAAACGUUUGUAUCCGUUUUACACCAUUUCUUCAUAUAAUACAAGUGUGGAGAAAUACCUUAUAUCAGCUUUAUAUUUGCUCUAUAAUGGCAUUAAAUGCUCAUGCAAAGCAUACCUUGAAGCAAGUGCGCGUUAUUUCAGCAAGUGCGCGUUAUUUCAGCUUUAAAUACGUAUACAAAGCAAGCGAUACUGCUGUAUUUCGGCUGUACAUGUAUGAAUUUAUGGUGCUAAUGUAGAGCUUGACAGCAUUGUUAGUGCUAUAAUGGGGUUUCAAUGCAACAUUAGUGCAAUGGCUUAAUGCUUAUGGUUACUUGGGUACAGCCAGCAAGUGCGGGUUCUGUCCCGAAGUCGACGGCCUCAUUCAGGUUCUCUGUUGUGCAUAACUAUAGCUGGUGUCUCUUCCGACGAUCACACUAUAUGUCCAAUCCACUGAACCUGUCUUGUUUGAUUAGCUUUCCGAUGUCAGCAUGUUUGUAUGCGUCGGCGUUAUUAUUAAACAUAGAAUUCUUGUCUCAAACAGACCAAGCAAUCGACAGGCUGCUUUCCUCAACUCAAUGCCCAUUCCUAACGGUAGUACAGAGCAACAGAAAGUAUCAGUGAUUUGUAUAGAGCCAGUUUUGUAUGCGUCUGUCGGCUACGGAACUUUAGCUGACUACGCGUUCCAGAGUUUCAAGACAUGUGAAAUCGUCGACAACCUACCGGAACCAGCAACGUUGAGACUACUUCACUCUCUACCAGCUAACAUGUACUUUUUCUUGUAGUAGUUUAUAGUCAGUCCUAUUCUCGUAACUUAGAAUUCAACAAGUACAAAUACCUCUUCCUCUGCUCUACGAUCAACGUCAAUGCGGUCGGUAUCGUCCGGGAAUCCAAGAAGCUGGUAAGAUCCCGGUUCUGUUCCUCAACACAGAUCUUCCUAUCGGAACUUCGAGCACUAUGUUGAACAAUAAAAUAGAAAGAAAUUCGCUUUGCUUCAAUCAAUCUAACCUCACAAGCGAGUCGGAUGUCUCUUAGGCAAUUUUGUCGCUUGAAUUUGAAUUCGUUUGUAACUCCUUGGAUCCCCUCGAAGAGACACUGGAAUGCCCAACUCUCUAAAAAAAUCAUAAAUAAUCUCAAUGGCCCACCAAUACACCAAAUUAUGGUUUUAUAUGGAAACAAGUGGACCAUGGCGCACCGCACCGCAACUAACCCAGCUUUCCACAGCCAUUAAGUGCUAUUCCAGAUUCGUCAUUUUCUAUUGUGUCUCCAAGUAACGAGAGUAGAAUAAUUCUCUUAAAUAUGCCGACCAUUCAAUAGGUUACUUCUCAAACAUCCAUGCUUAAUGGACGUACAGAGAAACAGGGAGCAUCAGCGAUUUGUAUUCCACAAAUUUUGCUUUUUCUCUCCAUAUAACCACUCCACUCCUCUCUCGAGAGAAUCUUCCUGUCAGGAAAACUACAUAUGAACGUGAUAUCGCUAGAAGAAAGAAUUUCAUUAUCCCAUACAAUAAUUUGUGACAAAAGAUUAUUGUUCCAGAAACCAGUAACCUGCAAUCUGUAUGCCUUUGGUUUAAGAUGUAUCUGUUAUUUAGCAGCACCUCAAGAGUCGCUGUCAGAGUUGUCGUGAAUCUACCAGUCAAUGCCAUAAGGGGCAUUCUUUGCAGAUGCUUGGCCUUUAACUGGAUUGUUAUCAUCCCCCUUCGGCUACCACACAUGACAUAUGCAAGAAAAUAUUGAACAUACAAUUGCCGUAUAAGAUCAAUAGAUGUAUUUGGGUUUAAUACCCCAAGUUAUUCUGAAAGUUAGUUUGCACUGCCCGUCGGCCAUACACGCUUUAUUGACGCUGAACUCAAGGUGAGCGGACCAAUUCAGCUUGGAAUCAUAUAAUUCCAACGUACUGUAUCAGAGGUAGAUAAUGCACUUUGCAAACCUGGUGUGUAAUUACCAAGACUACAAAAACGGAACCAAAGAAGUUUAUUCGCGAUCCUUUGUAUUUCUUCGCAGCUUCCACUGGUUCCAUAACAUGUGAGACUUUUGGAGACAUUUUAACGAAGUAGUUCCACACAAAUACCGAGCAAAUUAGUGAAAUGUACAUGCGAUUUUGACUGCAACUUCUAAUUGCGUAAGCAAAAAGAUAUACAAUAUGUUUUUUCUACUGUUGUAUAGAGGUACUAGAGGAAAAGAAGCGUAACAGCAGUGAAAUUUCACGUUCUAUUUAAUCAGUAUGUAAAUAUUUCUUCAAAAAUGCCCACAAUAUUUGAUACACCGGAUUGACUGAAACAUGCAGUGCUUAACAAGCAAAAUUUUGCAAACUAAAAAGCCAAACGAUUUCAGUUACUAUGUUCAAUAAUUUCAAAACGUCAAUGCUACAACAAUCUCUAUCGGCGAAAACGCGAUUCUAUCACAUUAUUAUCUUAAACUAUUAACAAGUGAACCCAAUGCUAAGGUCUAUUUUGAACUGUGGUUUUGUUUCGAAUUUCAUACAUUUCAUUCAAUUUAUAGUACAUAACCAUAAUACACAUACACGCAAAAAGAUAGUUGCAUGCACGCGCCUGAAAAUUCUCAAAAAUAUAAUACUAGAGGACGAAGUAUUAUGAACAAUGCCAAAGCUCUACCGGGAAAACGAUCUUUUGAUCUCAUAACGAUGCAUUACAUUGAAAAAUAUUAGAUCUCAUCUAUCAGCUUCGUUCAAAAUGCAAAAUACAAUAAACAAAAAUUGAAUGAAUAAUAAACAACUACGAAAAGACAUUACUAUAACUAUAAUCAAAUCUUUGCAAAUGCAAUUAUGGCAAUUGAAGUUGAAACAACAAUACUCACUUAACAUUAUUGAUUGCUAACUGACUCUAGAGAGUGCCCAAUAAAUUUAGUUCUUUUGAAUAAAA